This is a messenger RNA of Parasteatoda tepidariorum (common house spider), 615 nucleotides long. RefSeq lists its product as uncharacterized. Lineage: Eukaryota; Metazoa; Arthropoda; Arachnida; Araneae; Theridiidae. The record is from RefSeq and is a predicted model, not a curated record.
AUGAAAGACAUCCAAAUUUAUUGCCUUAUGAUAGCUAACUUUCAGCUCUUAUUGCUCUCAUUAAGUCGUGCCAGGAAAGAUUGUGGAUUAACGGCUACUUUAGCGCAGUUAAGAUCUAACUAUUACAUCAUAAAGGCGCGAAAAUUGACGAAGAAAAUAUUGAAUAAUUGUCUAAUUUGCAAAAGAGACAAAGUUAAGGCAUUUUUGGAAAGAACUGCUCCACUUCCUGCUGAUAGAAUGAACAUGUGCGCAGCAUUUGAUGUUACCGGUAUAGAAUUUGCCGGACCCCAGUUUAUCAAAGAACUUGGUUCUUCCAAAAAGGCCUGCAUUUGUUUAUUUACCUGGGUUUCAGUUCGAUCAAUUCAUUUGGAACUUGUAUCUGAUUUAACAACUCAAACUUUUAUAUUGGCUUUCAAGAGAUUUAUUGGCAGUAGAGGACUUUGCAGAACUGUUUAUUCCGAUAAUGCUGCUACAUUUAAAAAGGCCGAUAAAGAAUUGCAGCGAUGGUUAAACAAGAAAUCUGAAUUACAGGAAUAUUUUAGCUCUCAAAAGAUCGAAUGGAAAUAUAUUGCUCCCCUUGCCUCCCGGUGGAGGGAUAUUGGGAGCGAAUGGUGA